Messenger RNA from Knipowitschia caucasica, 1047 nucleotides. The record is from the annotation of a GenBank genome assembly. Lineage: Eukaryota; Metazoa; Chordata; Actinopteri; Gobiiformes; Gobiidae.
AUGAGAGAGUCUGUCGAGGACUGUGUACAUCUGCACGGCCUGACUGUCCCUGGACUGGAGCUGGUGCUAGAGUUCAUAAAAACCUCCAAAGUAAAGAUUGCCAAUGAGACCCUGGAAGACCUAGUUGAGACAGCCUCGUUCCUACAGGUCACCUCCAUACUCACGCAGCUGUCACUGGAGAUUCAGCUGGAGAACUGUGUGAAGCUGUACGGUCUCUCAGAGGUGUAUGGAGCUCAUGACCUACACAGUGCUUGUCUCACAUACAUGAGAAACCAUUAUCACCACAUGCUCAGGCGAUCUGACUUCAGCAGUCUGCCUGUGGAUGUCAGAGCGCAGGUCAAGGAGCUACGUAUGAAAGAAGACCCUUGGUCGAUGCUCAUGUACGAAGAAUUGGAGCAGAGAUGGAAACCUCUGGCAAACAACCUGCCAACAGAUAUGCUCAAUGUACGGGGGUACGGCUCUGCUGUCCUGGACAACUAUCUCUUUAUUGUGGGGGGAUACAGAAUGACGAGCCAGGAGAUCUCUGCCGUACAUUGCUACAAUCCCUUUAGGAAUGAGUGGAGCCAGCUCGCAUCACUCAACCAAAAGAGAUCCAAUUUUAAGCUCAUAGCUGUUCAAGGAAAACUCUAUGCUGUUGGAGGCCAGUGCUUGGGCACAGUGGAGUGUUACAGCCCUGAGCAGGAUGGGUGGACAUGUGUAUCUUCAAUGCCUGACCCUCUGACUGAGUUUUCUGCAUGCGAAUGCCAGGGCGUGAUUUACAUUAUGGGUGGAUAUACCUCCAGAGACAGAAACACGGAUGUCCUGCGGUACUGCCCCAGCGCCGACGCAUGGACAGUGUUUCGUUCUUGUUCGACACACAUUCGUAAGCAGCAGAUGCUGUCAGUGGAAGACACUAUUUACCUGGUGGGCGGUUACACUCAUGAGAUGGAGCCGAGGCUGAGGCGGCCUGGGGAGACAGAAGAUGUGCUGACAGUGCAGUCGUACCACGUGACGACAGGGGAAUGGCUCCAGCUGAAAGAGAACUCAUCCAAAUCAGCUGUGCUGUGA